GCUGGAAUCAUGUUUUGGUUGCGUAGCAACGCUGUACAACAUUUGUCUUCAAGUUUUAACGUUUAAGAUCUGAGGCGCUGUAUAAGAUGUCUGUUCCUUUCUCCAACACAAACCUGCGGAUUCCCAGAGGGUUUGGGAAUUUAUUGGAGGGUCUUGCCAAAGAGGUGUUGAGAGACCAGCCUGAAGACAUCCCCGCCUUUGCUGCACGUUACUUUUCAGAGCUUCUUAAAGCCAGAGAGGAAAGCGGCCUUGAUCCAGCAGAGUGGGGUGCGAGGUUAGAAGACAGGUUCUACAAUAAUAAUACAUUUAAAGUCCAGGAAACGGCAACACAAGGAAGCUUCGGUUUACCUAAAGUAAAUACAAGUUACAAAGCUGGUGAUACUAAAACAUUUGGAAACAAUGGAACUCAAGAACCAAAAGAGCUCAAUGCUUGUAAUUCUUCGGAUAAUUCAGAUGACACUGAAGAUAAGAAGAAAUAUGAGUUAGAUAAGAAGCAAGAUGAGGAAUCAGGUGAGGCAGAACAUGGGCCUGCAGCAGACAUUUCCCAUGUGGGAGGAGCAAAUGUUGACAUAUGUGCACAAGAGGUCAGAGACUCCAGUGAGGUUCAGGAUCAGGAAGAAGUUUCAGAAAAUACAGACAUACCGAGAGACAACGACACAGCAGAUGAUAUUGAUAUCUGCAGAUCUGAACUUGAUCCCACACCUCUGACGUCCUUCGGUGGUCUUGCAAAUGUGGAUGUAUGUGCUGAACUUACCGAGGACAACAGAGACAUGGAAGACCCAGAAUCACAUGAUGUGCAGGAUUCACCUAUUAACCAGUUUCCAGAAUCUUUCAUUGAAACUCCAUCACAUGUUGACUAUGAUAUAGUCAAACAAACGGAUGAAAUGUCUGAUGAUGAAAACACAGAGGAACCAGAAUCUUAUGGUCAUAUAGAAAAAUCAGAACAGGAAGUGUCAGAGAUAACUGAUACGUUUUUGGAGGAUGAAGAGACCACUGAGAAGGUUUAUUUAGAGGAGUCAACAGAAAGAACCAAUGAUCUUGACAUAACUGAAAACAGUAUCACAAGCGCAACUGCAGCAGGACAAGGAACAGAGGAAAAAGAUGAAACACAGAACAGUGAAGAUCAGGAAAUCGCUCAGGAGUACAUCAGCACUAAUGACAUCUUAGAAGAUGAAUCUGCUGGAGAAACAACAGGAAUGAAAGACACAUACAUUGGCUUCAGUGAUGAAACAUAUGACAGUAAAAGUGAGAUAAUAGAUGUGCUGGAUGAAGUUGUUAUGAGUAGUGAGCAUGAAGCUGGGAACAACACUGAUGAACACAGUACGUCUAAAACUAUGGACGCUUUGGAGGAAGAAGAGCUUUUGGAAAGUCUCACCCAUGCUCCAGAGCCAGAUUCUCAACACAGCGACACAGAGGAUGUACCGGGCAAUGAGAUAUUAAAUACUGUUGUAAUGGACACCUCUGAAAAAGAUCCAAUCACAGAGACCGUAAAUGAAGCCAGCAAUUUAGACAUUGAUGGCUGUGAUGCUGAAGAGAUGGAUCAGGAUGACGUAGGCAAUGAAGAGGAAGAUCAAACCAAAAGCAUGACAUUUGAUGACCUUUCAAGCAAGCGUGAGCAAUGGGAAAAUGAUGAUGGGAGCAAUGAUUCUGAACUAAAGGAAGUUUUGGCAUGUGAAACUGCGAGAAAAGCGGAGGUCAUUUCUGAUGAAUGUCAUAUAGAGGCACAAGAACUGAGUGAACCGACCAAACACUUGAAGACUGAUGAAGAUCAAGGGGAUCAGUUUGAGGACCAAGGGGAUGAGAACCAUGCAGCAAAUCUAGAAAGUGAGAACCAGGAGAAUCCUGAAAGCAGUGAAGAAAAGCAGGAAUGCAGCCAGCCACAGGAGGAAGAGGACAUCAUGGACAUCCCCUUGGAUGACCCAGAAGCCAAUAAGGCAGCCGCCAAAAUCCAGGCUGGCUUCCGUGGUCAUAUGACCCGGAAGAAGAUGAAACCUGAUGAAAAGACUGGUGAGGAGGUGAGCAGUGGUGAGGCCCUCAAUGGCAGCGAAGGGGACACAGGGGGAACAGAUGGAGUAGAGACAGACACCACAUCCGGACCAGAGCAGUAAAGACCUUCUCAGUGGGACGAUUUCUUCAGAAAGACUUUUUGUGUCGAAAAUAGUAGUAAAAUUAGGCUGGGUAUCUCAUCUGAUUUGUGAACUCUUUCUCUCUGUUCUGCUUAUUAUCCAGCCCAGGUGAAUAUCUGCUCCAGCAUGCUUUUGCAUCCCACAGACAGGCAUUUGUAUACUAUAUACUUACUGGUAAUGUUUUAUUGUUUGAAUCAGAGAAUGAACGUCAUAAAAUUCAACAAAGCUUUCUUUAGUCGACUACGUGCAUCAUGGUUGACUUUUGUUUUUGAUAAUGCUUGUUUCUUUGCUGUGGUGGUUUGUUUUUAUUACAUUGAUUAAGAAAUGUAGCCACAAUCACUUUAUCAGUUAUCGGUUGUUUAUAAACCUUUAUAAUUGUUUAGGGCGAUUUGUUUGGUUUGCUCUUUGUAACAUGUUUGUGGAUUGUUAUCAGUCUGUUUUAGAGAUGAAAAAAAUCUGAGCUUCCAGAGCAGUACUGUAUAUGGCAUAGCGAGAUUGAAUCUAUUUACUUUUAUUUCCCUUAUUUUGCCUUUCAUUAAAUUAUUCUAAUUAUAAUUUAUUAUUAAGUCCUUUAAGGUAAUGCAUAUCAUUAGACGUAGAGUACAAUGAUUUGAGUUGUAAUUGAGGCUGCAAAAUGAGUGAUAGAAAAGAACACAUUGCAUGGACAUCAGCAUCAUUAUACUCUGUACCUGUUGAAAAGUGAAUAAAUCAGAAAUGCCUUUGAUGGCAUAGAAAUUGGCUCCUGCUGUUAGAGGAGGUAAUAUUAGUCUUUUGAAGACCUUAGAGUCUGUGUUUCUUAAGCCAAGGCAAAUAAGCAGUUCUAUGUGUGGCAGUACAAACUGAAAUAUUAACCCACACAUCAGUGUCAUUAGAUCUGCUGGAGCAUUUCAUUGGCAGCUCACAGCUGGAAGACUGUACUAAUGAACACACGCCAGUCAUUAAUCAAGGUCACAUUGCCACAUGGCCCUUCUCUACAUUCACUAUUGCCUAGACAACCUGCAUUUAUUCCCAUAGUAGCGUUAAGUAUUAUUGAAUAUUCAGUUGCAGUGUGUGCAUCCUCUUAUAAAUGUGUUUGUGGUGGAGAUAAGUUGAAAAACUAAAGAAAAAUAUAAAUAGUGCCUGUCAUGCAUAACAGAACAAUAAGUUAACUUAUUCUACGAAAGCUGCAUCAUUUAUUCACCCUUGUGUCAUUUUUAUGCAUUUCAUGUCAUUUCACCUCAUGUCAAUCAAACAACAUUGGACCCCAUUGACUUCCAUUGUAUGAGCUCAAAACCACUGAGAUAUUUCUCAAAAUCUCUUCUUUUGUGUUCCACAGAGUCCUAUACAGGUUUU
Molecule: messenger RNA, 3458 nt
Organism: Triplophysa rosa
Lineage: Eukaryota; Metazoa; Chordata; Actinopteri; Cypriniformes; Nemacheilidae
Gene: spa17
Product: sperm autoantigenic protein 17
Exons: 7
Coding region: 87-2108 (673 amino acids)
Molecular function (GO): calmodulin binding
Source: RefSeq, a predicted model, not a curated record